GCCUUGACUUGGACAAGGCGUUCCUCGGCACGUGCAACUGCGACGGCCGCGGCGUCCUCAAGCCGCUGCCUGCGCGGGCGGGCGUCGGCGAGCUGGCGGAGCGCGGGGGCGAGCACGCGGCGGUCGUCGCCGAGGUGGAGCAGGAGGCUGAGCAGAUGAUGGGCUGGGCGCGCGUCGCGUCCCUGCACGCCUGGGGCCAGCAGGGCCAUCGCGCCGUGCGAGAACGCCAGUGGGACGACGCCUGGGACGCGCACGUGGGCGCCGGCCGAGGCCCCCUCGGUGGCUGCCGCGGGGCCCGCUCGCAGCGGCCGCGGCUGCUGCAGCUCGGAGGCGGGCCAGUGGAGGUGCACAGGUUCAGCGAGGAGGUGUUCUGCGGCAUGGCGCUGCUCCAGCUGAGGUGGCCCCAGGCACGCGCGGAUCCCGGCGCCGCGGACGAGGCGGAGAUCGCGCAGGUCCUCCACCGGGCCGUCGAGUGCGCCGGGCGGGCCCUCCAGCUCGACGGCGAGAGCUGCAGCGCGCACACCCGGAUCGCGCCCACGGCCUCAGCGUCGGGCGCCCGUUCUCGAUCCCCCGUGCGGCGGCGGCGCCCUCAUCGUCCUCAUCGACAGGUCAAUGGUGUACAAUGUUAUGGGGAUCUUGUUCGUCCUCCGAGUCAAGGUCAUCCAGUCCGCAAAUACGUGAAUGAUCUGGAUUACAGACAAGAGCCAUACCAGUGGCAUGUUUGCAUUGACUUGGACAAUCCGCAAACAUGUUGUACUUGGUUGAAGUGAGUUCUCCACGGCACGAUAUAUAUAGUACGAGAACAUUGGGCGAGGUGAUUGAAUAUGCACGCGCACGUUUUUUUGAGCGACUAUCUUAUCGGAGCGAGAGGUGAUCCGGUCCGCAACGGACGAGAGUCAUACCAGCGGCAUGUUGCAUUGACGUGGCAACCCGAAACAAUGUUGUUCUGUAUCGGUAAAGGGUCCGGCAUUACAAUGAGC
Molecule: messenger RNA, 980 nt
Organism: Prorocentrum cordatum
Lineage: Eukaryota; Dinophyceae; Prorocentrales; Prorocentraceae
Source: the annotation of a GenBank genome assembly